UGGAAACUGGAGAAACAAUCACAAACCUUGUAAAGGUCCAGACAGGAAUUUGUGGUUGGAGUGUAAUCUUACUCAAGUAUAUGCAUGGUGAAGAUGCAAAGUGCUUUAUUCUACCUAUUAUUCUUACAAACUUGGUUGGAAAAAUGCUUCCAAUACUUGGUUUCAGAAAUAAGAAAAGAAGAUACUUUGUUCCAACCACCAAGCUACAUUUUAAUCCACAAGAGUAUCCAGAGUAUAGUAUUAUGUACAUUGGCAGAUAAUCACAGUCUUUCCGUACAUACCAACAAUGGCUGCUCAGAGAAUGUGUCCGAGAGAAGCUAUUGAGAGGAGCAACAGCAAUCAACGUCCUGCUGUUGAUAAUAACUGUGAUUCAGUAAGCAUUGAGAUCAAAGAGGUUGGUGAGAGCUCAUGCUGUUCACAUAGCUCCAAUAAGUGGCUGGAGUCCAUUAUGGAGGAGGGAAACAAGUAUCUGCACUCCGGUUUGCAGAAGCCUAAGAUACAAGCGGUUCAACCGUUUCUUCGUGAGGUUGAAACCAACAAGAAAUCAUAUGAUCCCAAGGUGGUUUCCAUUGGUCCCUGCCAUCAUGGAAAACCAGAGCUCCAACCUAUUGAGAGGCUCAAAAAACCAAUGGUACUACUGUAUGUCGAAAAAAGGCAAGUAAAGAUUCAUGAACUCUAUGAAGAGGUGGUCAAGGUGGCCAGUGAUGCGAGGAAGUGCUAUGCUGAGGGCUUAACAGAAAGGUUCAAUGACGAGGAAUUCACUCACAUGAUGUUCCUUGAUGGUUGCUUCAUCCUUCACUACAUUUGCAGCAUUGUAGAAGGGAACCAUGAAGAAUUGAAGAAAAUCCCGCAAAUAGCCUUGGUGCGUAGAGACUUGUUGUUACUAGAGAAUCAACUACCAUUCCUAGUCCUCAGAGUUUUAAUGAGACCGAGUUUUGGAAUUGCUGAAGGGGAAAAGAUGAUCACCGCUUUCAUUAAGCGCAUAAGGGGAGAGCCCUCAAAAGCAGUUGCGCUGCUGGAACAAAUAAAAUACUUCAUUCGACAGCAUAGUUUGGGAUUGAAAAGCCACUCCGAGGUUCAAAUACAAGACAGGAAGGACAAAGAUGAUGACGAACCAGUUCACCUUCUUGAACUUGUUCGAAGGCAAUUCAUAGAUCCAAAAGCUUUUGGAAUUGGGUGUGUCAUAAGCAGUAGUUGGUACUCUCGUCGCUCAGCAAAGGACUUCAAGAAUGUUGGGAUCCACUGCAAGCCUAGCAGGACUCAUCUGUUCACAGAUAUAGAGUUCAACCCUAAAUUCAGUUAUGGGAUUCUGACUCUUCCAAAGAUAAUCAUCGAUGACACAACAAAGUCUAUGCUUUUGAACUUAGCGGCCUAUGAAGUAUGCCCCGAUAAUGCCAAUGACCUGGGGGUGACCUCUUACAUAUGCUUCAUGGAUUCAAUCAUCGAUCAAGAUGAGGACGUGAAGGAGUUGCGGUCUAAGGGCAUAGUCAUGAACUUCCUCGGGAGUGACACGCAAGUGGCGGAUCUUUUCAAUGAUAUAGCUACUGAAUUGGCUCCUAGCCCUCAUGCUUAUCUGCAAGUUAAGAGUGGUAUUGAGAAGCACCAUCGGAUCAGUUGGAAAAGUUGGAUAGCAGAGUGGCAUCAUAGUUACUUUAGGAGCCCUUGGACUUGUAUUGCAGUUGCUGCUGCAACUUUGGCCAUCACCUUGGGUGUCGCUCAGACUGUUCUGGCUGCAUAUCAGACUUACCUAACAGCCCAUCCCCCAAAGGAUUAAAGGGUGGUUUUUUUAGGUGAUGGUCCCUCAAAUGGUAAAGAUAUGGUCUAAGAAGCAAGGACACUUCUGAGAAGGCGACACAACACUCGUCGGGCACUGGGUCGUCCAACUGAUCCUUUGUUAUUUAGACUUAGAGAUACUGUUGGAAUAAAAAACUUAAUUAUUAUUGGUGAUGCGUGAGUGUGCAAGAGAAAGGGACGAAGUGAGAGUGCUAGCUGGUACAUGUGUGUGGGGUUUCUUGGUGUGUUUAAAUAUAUGGGUGUAUGAUUUAUGCAAAGUGUGGGGGGGGGGGGGGGGGGGGGGGGGGGGAGAGAGAGAGAGAGAGAGAGAGAGAGAGAGAGAGUGAGAUGAGAGUGAAUUGUAAUUUUGUACUGUAAUUGUGUGAGUUUGAUAAAUAAAGAGUUGUGUUUUA
Molecule: messenger RNA, 2186 nt
Organism: Rhododendron vialii
Lineage: Eukaryota; Viridiplantae; Streptophyta; Magnoliopsida; Ericales; Ericaceae
Product: UPF0481 protein At3g47200-like
Exons: 1
Coding region: 287-1774 (495 amino acids)
Source: RefSeq, a predicted model, not a curated record